Messenger RNA from Xylona heveae TC161, 900 nucleotides. RefSeq lists its product as hypothetical. Bases 1 to 900 code for a protein of 299 amino acids. The transcript is spliced from 2 exons. Lineage: Eukaryota; Fungi; Ascomycota; Xylonomycetes; Xylonales; Xylonaceae. The record is from RefSeq and is a predicted model, not a curated record.
AUGACUUCGAAACUCAUUCCUAAGAACCCUUCCGAGGUCAUGGUGAUCCGCAAGGUGACCCCUAACAUCACGACACUAUCCGUGCCGUUUGAGCGAUAUGGCAGAAUCAAGGUCGGCGGCAGAGGAACUAUCGUCCGUCUUCAAUCUGGCGCUCUCGCCGUCUUCUCUCCUGUCGCCCUGACUCCCGAAGUGCGCACUACGGUUGAAGAACUCGGCGGUAACGUUCGCUACAUUACCGCUCUUGACUUUGAGCACCACAUUUUCCUCGGCGAUUGGCACAAGGCCUUCCCCGAGGCCAAGGUCAUCGGCCCCGAGGGACUGCCGGAGAAGCGCAAGCAGCAGAAAUAUGAAGAGGUUCCUUUCUCGACCGUCUUCACCAGAGCCGCGCACGACAACAACGAGGAUAUUCGAAUCGACCCUGAUUUCGACUCGGACUUUGAGUACGAGUAUGUCCCUUCCCAUGCCAACCGGGAAUUGGCCUUCCUCUACAAGCCCGACCGCACCCUCAUCGAGGCCGACCUGCUCUUCAACCUGCCCGCCACCGAGCAGUACUCGCGGACCGGCAAGAAGGCCACCUCCGGCUUCCUGACCAAGUUCUUCGCCAAGGCCAUGCGCACAAAGGGCAAGGCUCGCGUCCAGCGCCGCCUCUUGUGGUACCUUGUCACCCGUCAAGACCGUAUCGGCUUCGGCAAGAGCAUGGCGCGCAUCGACAAGUGGAACUUUGACCGCAUUAUCCCCUGCCACGGCGACGUCAUUGAGAUUGGCGGCAAGGCCAUCUUCAGAAACGUCAUGGAGUGGCAUCUCCGAGAGCUCAAGGCUGCCUUCUGGCACAAGAAGUACGAGCAGCCGAAGGCCAAGGAGACCAAGGAGGUGGCCAAGGAGGAGAAGAAGGCGCAGUAA